AUGGAUGAAAUGCAAGAAGAGUAUGAGAGUGCUGUCAGCAAUAAGAGAUGGGAUAAGAAGCGAGAAUGCUAUGUCAACAGAAAUGGUGAACCUGUUGUUCCCAAAAAGGACAUAGUUUUUGAUGAUGUUCUUUUGGAAGUUCCUCGAUCCAUUGAGUAUUAUACAAAUAUUGGGAAAGACAAAACAUACGUAAAAAAAUUUGAAAAACACCUUAGAGAUGUUAUGAUUUCAAGUUUGAGGAAGAGGGAUGAAGAAAGAAUGAAGAAGAGUGUUGAUGAGAUGGUGAACGAUUUGAAAAAGGUCGCUGAGGAAGUUAAAGUUGAAGAAGUGAAAGUUAUUGAAAAUGAGAAGAUUGUUGAGGAAGAGAAGGUAGAAGAAAGAGUUGUUGAACAAGAAGCUGUUACAGAAGAACAGCAAGUUGAAGAAGUUGAGGAGAAGCUAGAAAGUUCGGGUGAAGUGAAGAGUGAUGCUGGUGCUGGUGAUGAGAAAAAGAAAGAUGCUGAUCAAUCGGAAGUUGCAGUAAACACCGAGGUGCCAAUCACUGAGCAACAGUAUGAAAUAAAGCAACAAGUUGUAAAUCCUUAUAUUGAGGAUGUUGAUAAGCUUAAGUGUCAGAUUGCUGAUUUAGAAUAG
Molecule: messenger RNA, 633 nt
Organism: Helianthus annuus (common sunflower)
Lineage: Eukaryota; Viridiplantae; Streptophyta; Magnoliopsida; Asterales; Asteraceae
Exons: 2
Coding region: 1-633 (210 amino acids)
Source: RefSeq, a predicted model, not a curated record